Messenger RNA from Symbiodinium pilosum, 549 nucleotides. NCBI's taxonomy places the organism in Eukaryota, Dinophyceae, Suessiales, Symbiodiniaceae. The record is from the annotation of a GenBank genome assembly.
GAUGUGUGUCCCCAAGAUGCUGCACACGCCGAAGCCGCCGAAGCAGCUGAAGCUCCCGAAGCAGCUGAAGCUGCCGAAGCAGCUGAAGGUGCCGAAGCAGCUGAAGCUGCCGAGGGCAAGGCUGCUGAGAAGGUUGAGGCGACAUUUGGCGUUGUGGAUGUCGCACCUCUCGGGCCUGAGGAUGCGGAAGAGAUCGAAAUCAUCGAGGACGACGGAGACAGGGAGGCGGAGAACACGCAUGUCUUCGAGUCCGCCUCGGCAGACUCGGCAGACUCGGCGAAGACUGCAGCAGAUGCCAAGCCAGAGGCCAAGAGCACCAAGGAGGACGCGAGUCCGGAAGAUGCUGAGCAAGCUGAAGUGGCCAAAGCUGCCGAAGCUACUGAGAAGGUUGACUCAGUGGGCAGGCAGGAUGUCGAGCUGGACGGGCCUCAGGACACGCAAGAGGUGGAGAUCAUUGAGGAUGAUGAAAAAGAGGAGGCCGAGACCGACGAAGCCCAAAGUUCUUCGAUCGUGCUGGCAAAGGUUUUCUGGAAACAGAUCAUUUGCUGA